AACAGGCCAACAGCUCUACAGCCGUUUCUGUCUUACCAGUGCUACUAGCUAUACACAGUUCAUCACUCACAUGAACACACCCUCUAUUAAUUUGAUCCUAUAUCUGGCUUGCUCAUUCUGCGGUAGUGUUUAAACAUCUGGCUAGCCUUACGGGUAUAAAAAGGUGGGCAACUUCACCCUAUCCCAUAGCAAUAGACCAAAGAACACCUAUACUCCAUACUACCCUUCGUUCACCUGAUGGAGGAAGUGUUUCCGUCAAACUCCAAGAGCAAGGCCGGUCAGAUGGCGGGGGAGGUGACAUCGGCGGCGGAGAAGAAGCCUCGGCCGAAGCCAGAGCAGAAGGUGGAAUGCCCUCGGUGCAAGUCUGGCAACACCAAGUUCUGCUACUACAACAACUAUAGUAUGUCUCAGCCCCGCUACUUCUGCAAGGCCUGCCGCCGCUACUGGACCCAUGGUGGCUCCCUCCGCAACGUCCCCAUCGGUGGUGGCUGCCGCAAGCCCAAGCGCCCGGGGACCUCCGAGGCCCACAAGCUCGGCGUGGCCUCCUCGUCGGAACCCACGGCUGUCGUGCCGCCCUCGACCUGCACAGGGAUGAACUUUGCCAACGUCCUCCCGACGUUUAUGUCUGCUGGUUUUGAGAUUCCAAGCAGCCUUUCCCUGACCGCCUUUGGGUCAUCGUCAUCGUCCAACACGGCGGCAGUGAUGUCCCCUGGUGGGACGACGUCAUUUCUAGACGUGUUGAGAGGGGGCACAGGAGGGCUUCUUGAUGGCAGCCUCAGUCAGAACAAUGGCUACUACUAUGGUGGGCCUGCCACUGGAUCAGGCAUUGGGAUGCUGAUGACGCCGCCAGUGGCGUCAUUUGGCAUUCCAGGUCCGAUGCAGCAACAUGGUGAUCUCGUGGUUGGUGGAAAUGGAAUAGGUGCUGCAACUGCUUCAAUAUUUCAGGGGGGCACUGGCGAGGAAGGAGAUGAUGGUACGGGGGGCGUGAUGGGGCUCCAAUGGCAGCCACAGGUUGGCAAUGGUGGAGGUGCUGGUGUUGUAUCAGGAGGCGUGCAUCACCUCGAGACUGGGAACAAUGUGACGAUGGGCAACAACAAUAUACACAACAACAACAAUAACAACAGUGGGGGUGAUGACAACAAUGGUGCGUCAUCGAGGGAUUACUACUGGAUCAACAAUGGAGGAUCGAACCCAUGGCAGAGCCUCCUCAACAGCAGCUCCCUGAUGUAAGUGCAAGAAGAAAAUGGGAAAUGGAGGUCAUUGAAUUGGAGAAGUGGGUCAAUCAUUUUCUUACUAGUUUCGUCGCUUCUUUUUUUACUUGCUUGACUUAUUUCGCUCCAUCAUUUUCAUGUUUCGUUUAAGUGGGGAUUGUUUUGUUUAUUUGAGUGAAAAUCCAGACAAUGUGUGUCAUUUGCGAUGCUUGAUUAAGUAUUGUUUGUUUCAUGACAUUAAUAAUU
This is a messenger RNA of Triticum urartu, 1457 nucleotides long. RefSeq lists its product as uncharacterized. Lineage: Eukaryota; Viridiplantae; Streptophyta; Magnoliopsida; Poales; Poaceae. Gene Ontology annotation, biological process: regulation of DNA-templated transcription. Gene Ontology annotation, molecular function: DNA binding; DNA-binding transcription factor activity. The record is from RefSeq and is a predicted model, not a curated record.